Molecule: messenger RNA, 8536 nt
Organism: Notechis scutatus (mainland tiger snake)
Lineage: Eukaryota; Metazoa; Chordata; Lepidosauria; Squamata; Elapidae
Gene: ANKRD44
Product: ankyrin repeat domain 44
Molecular function (GO): protein binding
Source: RefSeq, a predicted model, not a curated record
UUUUGCUCCUCCUGACCUAGCGAGCGGCGAGCUGCGGGAGGAGGAUUGUCAGCCCGCGAUCGCGCGUCUCCCCUUGGGAACGUGGCUUGGCAUCUCCAGGCGGGGAGAGCUGCAUGUGGGCGAGCAAAGCCCGGGGGAGAACAUGGCAGUGCUCAAACUGACCGACCAGCCACCGCUGGUCCAAGCAAUUUUCAACGGCGAUCCUGAUGAGAUACGUAUAUUAAUCUACAAAACUGAAGAUGUUAAUGCUUUGGACAUGGAGAAGCGCACCCCGCUUCAUGUUGCUGCUUUCUUGGGCGAUGCAGAGAUUAUUGAGCUCCUUAUCUUGUCCGGAGCCCGGGUCAAUGCCAAGGACAACAUGUGGCUGACUCCUCUCCACCGAGCUGUUGCUUCAAGGAGUGAAGAAGCCGUACUAGUAUUGAUUAAGCAUUCAGCUGACGUCAAUGCCAGAGACAAGAACUGGCAGACACCCCUACAUGUUGCAGCUGCAAAUAAAGCUGUGAAGUGUGCUGACGUGAUAAUUCCACUUCUGAGUAGUGUCAAUGUCUCUGACAGAGGAGGUCGGACAGCAUUACACCAUGCAGCUCUGAAUGGCCAUGUUGAAAUGGUGAGUUUACUUUUGGCUAAAGGGGCAAAUAUUAAUGCCUUCGACAAAAGAGACCGAAGAGCUUUACAUUGGGCAGCAUACAAGGGCCACUUGGAAGUUGUUUCAUUAUUGAUUAGUCAUGGUGCUGAAGUGACAUGUAAAGAUAAGAAAGGUUACACUCCACUUCACGCUGCUGCAUCCAGUGGCCAGAUCAGUGUAGUGAAACACUUGCUGAAUCUUGGUGUGGAGAUUGAUGAAAUGAACGUCUAUGGAAAUACUGCCCUUCAUAUUGCUUGUUAUAAUGGGCAGGAUUCUGUGGCUAAUGAGCUGAUAGACUACGGAGCUAAUGUCAAUCAGCCUAAUAACAGUGGAUUCACUCCCCUCCAUUUUGCUGCUGCUUCUACUCACGGGGCCCUUUGUCUGGAACUACUUGUGAAUAAUGGGGCAGAUGUAAACAUUCAGAGCAAAGACGGAAAAAGCCCACUGCAUAUGACAGCUGUCCAUGGGAGGUUUACACGGUCACAAACUCUCAUUCAGAAUGGAGGUGAAAUUGACUGUGUUGAUAAAGAUGGCAACACUCCACUCCAUGUGGCUGCAAGAUAUGGACAUGAACUUUUGAUUAAUACCUUAAUAACCUGUGGAGCUGAUGCUGCCAAAUGUGGCAUUCAUCGCAUGUUUCCUUUACACUUGGCAGCACUUAAUGCACAUGCUGACUGCUGUAGGAAAUUGCUUUCAUCAGGACAAAAGUAUAGCAUAGUGUCCUUGUUUAGUAAUGAGCACGUGCUGUCUGCAGGCUUUGAUAUAGACACCCCAGAUAAAUUUGGAAGGACGUGCCUCCAUGCUGCUGCUGCAGGAGGCAAUGUUGAGUGUGUGAAACUCUUGCAGAGCAGUGGAGCAGAUGUAAAUAAAAAAGACAAAUAUGGAAGAACACCUUUGCACUAUGCAGCUGCAAAUUGUCAUUUUCAAUGUAUUGAGAUGCUGGUAACCACGGGGGCCAGUAUUAAUGAAACUGAUGACUGGGGACGAACAGCUUUACAUUAUGCUGCAGCCUCAGACAUGGACAGAAAAAAGAAUAUUUUGGGUAACUCCCAUGAAAAUUCUGAAGAAAUUGAAAGAUCCAAUGAAAAGAAAGAAAAAGAAGCUGCAUUGUGUCUAGAAUUUCUUCUUCAAAAUGAAGCAAACCCUUCAAUCCAAGAUAAAGAUGGUUAUAAUACAGUGCAUUAUGCUGCUGCUUAUGGACACAGGCAAUGUCUAGAACUGCUUCUGGAGAAAACAAAUAACUUUUUUGAGGAAUCAGAUUCAACAUCAGCAAGAAGUCCUUUGCAUUUAGCUGCCUAUAAUGGUCAUCAUGAAGCAUUAGAAGUGCUGCUUCAGUCACUAGUAGAUCUGGAUAUUAGAGAUGAAAAAGGACGUACUGCCCUGGAUCUUGCUGCAUUUAAAGGACACGUGGAAUGUGUUGAAGCGCUCAUCAAUCAGGGUGCUUCUGUCACAGUGAAAGAUAACGUCACACAACGAACCCCACUCCAUGCCUCAGUUAUCAAUGGGCAUACAACAUGUCUACGACUUUUAUUAGAAGUAACAGACAACCCUGACGUGGUGGAUGCCAAAGGACAAACUCCACUUAUGCUAGCUGUGGCUUAUGGGCACAUAGAUGCUGUUUCUUUGUUACUUGAAAAAGAGGCAUCCGUUGAUGCAGCUGAUAUCCUGGGAUGUACUGCUUUACACCGAGGGAUUAUGACAGGCCAUGAGGAAUGCAUUCAAAUGCUGUUGGAACAAGAAGUAUUAAUUCUGUGUAAGGAUGCCAGAGGCAGGACACCUCUACAUUAUGCAGCAGCUCGUGGUCAUGCCACAUGGCUGAGUGAAUUAAUGCAGUUGGCACUUUCAGAAGACUACAAUUUUAAAGAUAAUCAGAACUAUACACCAUUGCACUGGGCUUCUUAUAAUGGAAAUGAAAACUGUAUAGAGGUACUGUUGGAACAUAAAGCUUUUCGCAACUUUCAUGGAAACUCUUUUUCUCCAUUGCACUGUGCGGUAAUAAAUGAUCAUGAAAACUGUGCUUCACUACUCAUUGGGGCAUUUGGUGGUGGCAUUGUUAAUUGCAAAGAUGAAAAAGGAAGAACUCCACUUCAUGCAGCAGCCUUUGCUGAUCAUGUGGAAUGUUUGCAGCUACUUUUAAGUCACAAUGCACAAGUAAAUGCUGCAGAUAAUUCAGGGAAAACUCCACUUACCAUCGCUGCUGAAAAGGGGCAUGUAGGAACUGUAGAUUUUUUGGUGAACAGUGCUAAGGCUGAUUUAACCUUGAUGGAUAAUGACUUGAAUACAUCAUUGCACUUGGCUAGCAGUAAAGGUCAUGAAAAAUGUGCCUUGUUGAUACUUGACAAGAUACAAGAACCGAGCCUUAUUAAUGCAAAAAACAAUGCAUUGCAAACACCUCUUCAUAUUGCUGCACAGAAUGGCUUGAAGAUGGUAGUUGAGGAAUUGUUAGCAAAGGGGGCAUGUGUACAGGCAGUAGAUGAAAAUGGUCAUACACCAGCCCUGGCUUGCGCUCCUAACAAAGACGUGGCUGACUGCCUGGCACUCAUUUUGGCUACCAUGAUGCCUUUUUCUCCUUCCAGUACAAUGACGCCGCUCAACUUCGUUUCUUUUAAAAAAGACCAUUUGAGCAGGACUCUUCUCUGCAAUAGCUCCAAUAUGAGCAACACUCUUAACUCAUAUAGUAAAACUUUAAUGAAUGAUGAAGGAGCAGAAAAUGGAUACAAUGACAAUGAUUCUGAUUCUGAAACAUUUUGACUUUUUAACAUUCAGUGCCCCUUUCUUGAUUGCAUUUGCAUUUAAUCUGAAAUUUUCUUUAGAAACAUCUGAAUUUCACCUCACCUUCAUUUAUGAAUGAGAACAGCAAAGAGUAAAAUUUGCAAUUAAAUAGAGCCUUUUAGAAAAUUUAACAAUUUUUUUUUUAAAAUGCACUCUAGUUAAUGUUUUGCUUCCAGCACUACUGUGCUUUCCAUAAAUUCUAAGGGCUCCUCUGGAAGUCUCUACCUCCUAUUAUAUGCAGAAAGAAGAAGCUGCCUUUUUCUGUUUUGACAGCACAAGUAAACAGGGAACUGUUAUAUCUAUAUUAAUAUGUUAGCUAUAUUAAAUUGCUGAUAUAAAGUCAUUUUUCAAGUAGGGUGUUUCUGGAUUGUCAGAAGACCUUCCCAUCUCUAGUAUCUCUUGUAUAGAUAUAUAGUCUUCAUUUUUAGGUAUCUUUGUUAUAAAAACCAAAGGUAAAGCCACAAAUUUUGAUUUGAGUUUGAACAAAUACUACCAACAUCACCAUUUUCUGUGGUAAUUCAGACUUCUAAAUUCAUCAGAGUUAUACCCAAUAGGUGUUUUAAAACAAUAGGUAUUUGCUGCUUCCAUUUGCAAUUUAAAAUCAUUAGGAUCAAAUCUUGUUUGCCUCAGUCAUAACAUACCCACCUGCAGCUGCUGCAAAGAGAUUAUUGUAAAGGCAGAUGAGAUUUGCCUUAUUUUUGUUACCAUUCAGCACAAGCAUGCAUGAUUUAUUUGCACUCUCCAAGUAGGGAUCCUUGGGAACUUGUCUUACCUGUGCUGUCCAGCAGUUAUUUGUUUUAGGAAAAAUCAGUUCUAAAUAUAAUGCCUAACGCACCUAAAUGUUUCACCCUGCUCAUUUGAAUCGACUUUUUGUUAUCUUUAUGUGUAAUGUGAUUUUUAUCAUAAGUAUUGUCUGACUUUUUUUGAAAAGUAUGCAACGAUAGAUUACAGUCCUUCAUAUUUACCAUUGCUGUGCUAAGAUGCAAACAGGAGACAAAACCAAAACAUAAAGUGGAAAAGUUAAGUAAUCAUACAGAAGGGAACUGGGUUGUACUAAACAGUCCUGCUGGCAUCAAUUUACUUUUUAAACAUUUGCGUUAUGAAUAUCUACUCCUUCUGCCAAAGCUUCUAGGUCAAACGGACCCUUUUCCUCGCCUGAGAAAGGUGUACAGAAAGAAGAGUGAGACUCUUAAAAUAUAAAGAACUAACCAGCUAUACCAUGAGGACCAAAAGGCUUCAGAAGACUUUAUUAUUUUUUUAAUAAUGCAAGGGGGAAAAAAAUCAAGUAACUUUUCUAAUCACCAAUGCACAAAUAGUGUUUUCUGUAAUUAAGAGUCUUGGGUUAUUUCUAGUAGAUACUUUGACAUUUGUAACCAAUGAUGAUGAUGUGUUGAUCACAGUUUAUUUUUCCAGAUUAGUGUUCGUAUUUGUAAUGUUAAAUGUGUUUAUAUUUAUUUGAAAUGAAACAAGUGCCCAGAAAAAUUGACCAUGGUUUGUCCUCCUUCUUAAUUCUAUAAUGUGUUAUUAGCUAUGAAUUUAAACAAAUUGAGUAUGCUGAGUUUGAUGGAACAAAUGCACUUAGUUAUCAUUUUCAGCUCUUAUGCAGCCAGUGGAAAUAGCUUCAUGCAUAUUUUGUCAAACGCAGUGGAGGAGUAUAUUGCAUAGUAUUUGUUGGCAGAGCAGAGGGGAACAUAUAGAGGAAAAAAUGUGUGAUUUAGUCUUUAAGGGUGGUGGUUCAACAGGAGAAUUGUGGAAUCAAGAGGGAAGUGUCCUUCCUCGUUUAUGGAAGCAAAAUACUUUUUUAAAAAAAAACUGAAACAGAAGUAGUAGACUAUUUACUGCUUUGAUAUUUGAAAUAAUUUAACAUAACCACUCAUUGCUAUGUAUCGAAGUAUGUUAGAGGCAGAAUAUGUGAAUUUAUUCUUGGAUGAUCAGUGAAAUGUAACAAAGUUUCACUUUGCUUCUAUAAACAAGAUUUUCCGGGAAAAGUUUCCAUCUUGAAUCUGUACCUUCAUCUAAGUCAAAUGUAUUUUCAUUCUGGGCUAUACAUCUUGCAUUGUAAUGGAAAUUACAAAAUAUUUCAAAUUUGAAACAGCUGUUUCUGCACAAUAUUGUUCUGAUUUCACUGAAACUGUUUUGUUGCUGUACUGUAUUUGAAGAAGUGCUACAAAUUCAAAAUCAAUUUGCACACAUCUAAAAUGUAAUCCUCGUAGGAGACUCUUUAUUCUCAGACAGGUGACACUGUUCCUCCGAUUUCAGCCAUUUUGUAGUUACCACUCAAACACAAAAAUGCCUGAGAUGAAAAGGUAUCACCAAAAUUGACUGAAACUCUCAAUUGCUUCUUUUUUCCAACCCCCAGCCAGUGGGGGGUCAAACUAUUGAGAGAAAAACUUCCCAGCAAGAUACUGCUUUUUGACAGAUAUAUCUGCCAAUUUUUUUCCCAACCCCCACCAAAAGAAAAACUAGGAUCAGAAAUACUCCCAUAAAUCAAUUGAUCUUUCUGCCACAUGACUGAUUUUUUUGUCCCAACUACUGAUUAACAUAUCAGAAAUUAAAUUUUCUCUCACAAUAUAAAUAAGCACAAACUUAUGCACUUCUAUUCUAGAAACAUUUACUAUCCCAAGUUUUAUUUGAAUAAUUUAGGGCAGGGGUGUCAAACUCACGGCCCACGGGCUGAAUGGGUCAUAUGCUGGCCAUGGCCACCCGUUUUAGCGAAAGGGGUCAUGUCACAUGACGACAUGACGACACAAGUUUGACACCCCUGAUUUAGAAUAAUAAAAUAUUUCCCAAUUGUUUUCAAUUUGAUCUAUGAUGAUUAACUAAAUUCUCCAUCAUGACACACACUUUCAAUCAGGUCUUAGAUAAGUUUUUCAUACUACAAUUUGCAUUCUGUAGCAAUGAUGAAAUAAAAAGAGACUAUUUUUCUUAAGAAUGCAAGUGUGUAUAAAUUGUUACAGACCUCUAAAAUACAAAAUGGUAAUUAUGAGUUUUUAAGAAAAAGGCAAUAUUUAUGCAAACAUUUUGAAAUUGCAAUAUUAGCAUAUAUGUAUUUUUUAAUGAUAUUUGUACGUUGACUAGGAACUAUAAUGUGAAAGGCCCACACUAGUUAUUGCCUUGAUUCCUAAUAAAUACGGAGGAUGUGAAAUCCUGUUGUGGGUUUUAAGGUGUUAGUUAAAUUCUGAGGACUACUGGACGUUCCUUAAAACUCACAAUCAAAGUUUUGUAGUGAAACUAUGGGUGCUUCCCAGCAUAAAGAUCUUAAUCAUUUAUAAACAGUAGUUUUACAGCUGAUUUUUGAAAAAGGAAAAGAAAAUGAAAGAGUGAGGAAAAUGUAGAAAGGUUACUUUGUUUUCUUGACUGUUCAGCAAAAAUUUCACUUGGAUAUGAAGUCACAAACUUCAUUAAUGAGCCAAUAAUUAGAGUACCUUCAUUUUAUAGAGCAUAGAAGCCCAAUUUUACGCCGGAAGUAGAAGAUUACUGUAUGUUCUAAAUGUGCUUUAAGAGGAAAAGGCUAAUGUUGAGUAAUUUCUGCUUGUUAAAAUCUUUUUUACAGAGGGGACCUCCCCAAGGGUCCUAAGAUCACACUUUAAUAAAUUCUGGUAUAGAAGAAUCUAAAAAAUUUUCACAUAAGGUUUCAUGCCACACCUGCAUUGGAAAAAUCUAUAAUUUCACAUUAUGAUCUUUAUUAGGUAGCAGAGUUCAGCUGUAUCCCCAGAGGAUUCCCUAAUUUUCUACUUUUCACAUUAGAGCUUGGGGACAUGCUGUUUUCUGGUUGAUGGGAACUCUCACCUCACAUUUUCCCAUAACUGUUAAGCUGCCAUAGCACUAUCAUAUCAUGUCCUUUUGCCAGGCUUCAGUGUUGUAGAAAUCUGCCUUGCAUUCUUGUUCAUGUUUUUUCAUUGUCUCUUUUUUUUCUCUUUUUCUGCUUUUCUAGAAAAGGAAAGUAUAGAAGGAAAUUGAGGGGCUGGGGCAUAAUUUGAAAGUCAUUUCUAGUACUUCCCUGUUGGUUCAUUAGAAAGAAAAUUAAUCAACUCAUGAGGAGUUUUCAGCAGCUGAAGUCAGGACUAUAACAGGUUGAUGCCCGAAUUUAUAGAACAGCAACAGUGAUUGCUUGGAGAUGCCUUCAUAGUUGUGAGUCAUCUGGAGCCUACUUAUCAUCUAUUAACAAUAUCUUGCUGUUGUGUGUGUGUUUUUUAAAGAAACAAUGCAUUUGGUUAUAAUGGUAUAGCUAUGAAGGAAGACAUGAAAUAAAGAGAAUGACCACCAAAAAAAAAAAGAUCACCAAACAAUCAGGGAAAUCAAACUACACUUACAAAUCUAUAAGUUUUCUUUCUUAGUACUGUAAUGUUUUAUUUCUAGAACAUUACUAAAUAUUAUGAAACAUCACUUGAAACAAAAUGUUUCCAUGUAGAAUUGAGUAAAAAACGUCUCAUUUUCUUCUUCCUUUUUCUUGGCUGAUCAUAUCAAACUAGUCACCAUGAAAUACACACACACACACACACACCACUGUAGCAUCCACAAAAUGCCAGGAGGGUAGGGGGAGAGCAAAUUUGGGGAACAGAGGUCAAAGAACAGUCCACCAAACAGAAAUCUUCUACAGCAUUGGAGUCAUUCACAGUAUAUUCACAGUAUCUUCUCACCCAAAUGAUUUGAUAGUGACAGUGAUAGUGAUAGUAUAAAUACAUUUUUUCAACAUAGUAAAAUCCUCUGCACAGCUAUGUAGAAAUGUAAUAGGAUAUAGUUCUGAGUUCCUGAGUUCAGACUACAUUAUGUGUUUCUGUCCUAUCAACAAUCCCAGCCUACUGUCUUGAAAAGACAAUAGGGCUAAAAUCCCUGGCUAUACAAUCUUUUUAACUUAAAAGAAUUUGUUUCUGAAGAGACCUAUAUUCAUUUGUAGUGCCAUCUUCUCCAAAUAUAUGCUUACUUAUCUCUUUUAUGUGUAUUAUUUUCAUAUAAAAGAGUAAUAAAACCAUAAUUAAAAUGGGAAAUUUGCAAUUCGUGUCACUGGAGUAUGGAUUCCAUUCUAAUCGCUUUAUCUAAAUGGCAAUACGGUUUAAUAGCAGAUAAGGUACUGUAUUUUAACUAUAGUAAUAAAUGUCAGUUAUGGCCUGUUUUGUUUGAUUAGCUUUUGUCAAAAAA